AGAGUUAAAAAAAAAAAAAGGAAGAGAGAAAAAGGAGAAACAUAAGUUGCAUAUUGUUGACUCAAACCCAAAACCAACCCUCUUCCUCCUCCCUCCUGCUGCAACCAAAAAUGCAUUCAUUCGGAUACAGAGCCAACGCUUUGCUGACAUUCUCGAUCACUAUCCUAGCUGUUAUGUGUGCUAUCGCUUCCUUUUCAGAUAAUUUCAACUCCCCUUCUCCCACUUCUCAAGUCCAGGUUUUGAACAUCAAUUGGUUCAGAAAUAAGCCGGAUGGCGACGAUGAGGUUAGCAUGACAAUGAAUAUAUCAGCCAACUUGCAAUCAUUGUUUACCUGGAAUACGAAACAGGUGUUCGUGUUCCUGGCAGCCGAGUAUGGAACUCCACAAAAUUCAUUAAAUCAGGUAUCCUUGUGGGAUGGUAUCAUUCCUGCUAAAGAACAUGCGAAGUUCUACAUCCAUACAACCAACAAAUACCGUUUUGUAGAUCAGGGAAGUAAUCUCCGUGAACGAGAUUUCAACUUGACAUUGCAUUGGCACGUUAUGCCAAAGACUGGGAAGAUGUUUGCUGACAAAAUAGUCAUGACUGGCUAUCGCUUGCCCAAGUCGUAUAGAUGAUUAUAUGCUAGUCUUGGUGUAAAAUUAGAGUCUUCAUGGUUGGUGAUAUAAAUUAUCUAAAUUGAAUGAAAUGUCAAAAACUAGUGAAUGCUCAUCAAAACUUAAAAGACCGCCAUUAUGAAGCACAAAAAAGUUCCAUUUACCGCGCCACACUUUGGUUGCAGGUUCUCGAAUUAGAAGGCAUCAUCCAAAUUACCCCUUGACA
Messenger RNA from Erigeron canadensis, 819 nucleotides. RefSeq names its product signal peptidase complex subunit 3B-like. Gene Ontology annotation, biological process: protein targeting to ER. The transcript is spliced from 6 exons. Lineage: Eukaryota; Viridiplantae; Streptophyta; Magnoliopsida; Asterales; Asteraceae. Bases 111 to 614 code for a protein of 167 amino acids. The record is from RefSeq and is a predicted model, not a curated record. Gene Ontology annotation, cellular component: membrane; signal peptidase complex.